Messenger RNA from Protopterus annectens (West African lungfish), 9295 nucleotides. It is a transcript of the gene ITPRIPL2, whose product is annotated as ITPRIP like 2. Bases 400 to 1980 code for a protein of 526 amino acids. NCBI's taxonomy places the organism in Eukaryota, Metazoa, Chordata, Ceratodontiformes, Protopteridae. The record is from RefSeq and is a predicted model, not a curated record. The transcript has a single exon.
GUGGUAACCAGAUGUGUUCCAGUUUCCGGGCAGUGUUUACUUAAUUUGUCAGUUAGUUCGAAUGCGUUUAAAAUAUUCUGUCAUUUUUACCCUUAACAUUUAUGUAGCUACAACUCUUGUUUUGACGCACCGGUAUUUCCUCUGAGCUCACAGAAAAAGUGACGCUCUCUCUUUCCCUCGGAAGAGGAAGCCCAGAAGAAGUGAAUAACGGUCCUUGUGAGAAGUUUUCCCUUUGGGCAGCUCUGUAAUAAGAAACUUGGAUCCCCCGGCUGGACCAACCCUUACUUUAACACCAAGAUUGUUCGUCAGUGUUGUGUCUCGGGCGCGCGGGAAAACGGUUAUCCUCUUGGUGAAGGCUGAUUAGAAUGGGGCGAUGCUGCUUCGCCACGAUGCAACAGGAUGUCAACUUAUUCACUCAACCUCAGAGUUUUUUGGCCUUUGGUGACCUGCCUUUGUACAGCUGUACUGUGCCUUUAUCACGCCUUGAAACGACGGCAAGAUUGCUCGGGGCAAGAAGACUGCAACGAGUCGGAUGAUGAAACCGGUUCAUUCCCCCUUUUUAAGUUUUCUUUGGUCUUUCUAGUUUGUUACUUCCUUAUUAAGUACUUUAUUUCUCAGGAGGAAGAGCCCCGACAGCUGCUAAUAGCAGCAGAUGCGGAUGUAAAAGUCCCUCCUGUGCCUGAAAUAAGAGAAGAACUGAGCGCAGAACAAAAGUUAAGUUUGUUACAGAACUACUAUGAUCAUCAGAUCCGGCUGUCCCCACACGUCCUGGGACACAGCAAAGCACACGUAAACAAGAUUGUGAGCGAGUUGGUGAAGGUAGGGAGGACAGAGCACCAGGAUGCGACAGUCACCUUCCGGGGAGAUUUUGUGCAGAUUGGCAGCGCCUAUGAGCAGCACAAAAUCAACAGUCCCAAUUCAUUUGACAUACUUAUCCCCCUGAAGCUGCCACCCACCCUGCAGCUGCAGAUUGAUUUUGGCCUCCAUGAUAUGGGACUUCCGGCUUGGUUUCGUGGCAACGCGCUGUGUAAACUAAGGGCCCCCAAGAGAUCAGAGUGGGGCCGACAGUAUAAGAACUUCAGUGAUAGCUUCUGCAUGGAGAUGGAUAGGGCCCCCCGACACCUAUCCUCAGCGCUCGUACUUAAGUGGUUUUACUCCAAAAUGCAGCGCUGUCUAAACGUGAUUCGGUACCGGUUCGAGGAAAGGUGCCACAUUACAUUGUCUGUUGUGGAGGACAAACUAAUUUUAAAAAUCCUGCCUAAAUCUGAUUACGUGUGCUGCCACAUCUCCAUGUCAGUUCGACUUAUCCCAGCCAUACAUGUAGGAGACUCCGUUUUCUUGAUAGCGCAGCCCUGGGGGAGAACUAAUUUGGGUCCGUACCUAAAAGCGGAAAUCUUCUGGUCUGCCAAUUUUUCUAAACAAGAACAGAAACUACUGAGCUGGCUAAAAACACUGGCUCCAGACAACUCCUGCCACCUAAAGUGUCUCCAAAUUGUAAAAGCACUUCGUGAUCUUAAGAGCAGCGAGUUUGAUAAGAAGUGUGGUACCCAGUGGAGGGCCAUUUUAUCUUCCUACAUCUUGAAGACAGCCCUCUUUCAUUUACUGUUACAAGGGAAUCUGGAGAGCUGGGAUGACAAAUUCUUGUUGGACAGGAUUGGAGACCUAAUUGAAUUUUUAAAAGAUUCCUUACAAAAGCAAUGUCUCAUGCAUUUGUUUCUUGGGAGCAGUACCAUUCCAGAUAUAGUGACAGUGCCAAAGUCUGUGAAAGAAGCAUCACCUGUCAAUUUGUUAGCUGGCUUUGACAGAAACACUUUAGACACUGUAUCCUUACAUCUUCUGCAUGCAUGGAAAGAUGUGCACAUCUUAAUAGGAAACAAUAACGUUCACAAGAAUGUCAACAGAGAGUUCGCUGGACAGGAUGGUUGUUCUCACCAGGGGUCUGCAGCUCAAACCCUUGUUAAACAUGACCCUUCUGUAUAGUUGACUUGUGAUGCCAUCACUUUGCUGCCAGUCUGAAAACUGCCUGUAGGUUAAGAUAUGAUUACAGUGGGCUGUUACUGUCACAUUAAUACAUACUUGUAUUUUCUUUACAGCUUGUCUGUCUCCGCUUUCAUAUUAUUUAUGAGUGCCUUAAAAAUACCAUUGGUAUGUUUACUUUAGGAGAAUAAGCCUACUGGUUGUGUUGUAGAUUUGUGCCUGGCUGCAUCACAUGCUAACAUCUUAAGAACCCUUCAAGACAGAAAUGAAAUGAUAAAAGAAACAAACCUUCUCUGACAUAUAAAAGAGUGGAAGUGAUUCCACUUAUAGUAUGUGUUUCAUAAGUACUCCGCGUUCUCAUUAGUAGUUUUAUUUGGUUGCCUAUUUGUAUUGAAAAUCUCACAUAUUUAAUAAACUUAAAAUUCAGUCAGUGCAAUUCUUUUUAUACACGUAAUAUUUAUUUUUUUUCUUAUAACCCUAAAACUGGAAUUUUAGCAGUCUGUCCUCAAAAUGCCAUUUCAUGUUGUACUGCUGUAGAUAUUUAUAAGGGAUAGUGUAAAUCUUGUAAUAGUUUAAAAAGCAUUGCGUCAUCCAGGGGAAACUCAUACUUUUAAUUUAGUAUGUUUUUGUAAUUCCUAGAUUAUUAAGUCUUUGUAGCUACUCAAAAUAUUAAUUUUGUCCACUGAACAUGAAGAGCCACCAUGCUGCUAAACAGAUGUCAAUAUUUUAAAGCAGGCAGCUGUAUUUCCUUUUGUUAAUUUGGAUACUUAUGUUAUUAAAUGUAAUGUGUAAACUUUCACCUUGCUCAAUAGCUGGCAUAUGUGGUGCAUUUGUACCUUUGCUACAUUGCCAACAUUCUGAUCUCAUUAACUCUUGCGUAACAAACCAUCCAGGAAGUUACUAACUGAAGCAAAGGUAGCCAUUUCUGUCCAAAGGGCUGAACUGAUAAUAAGCUGGGAAGGGCUACAGAUGAUUAAAGGAACAGCUAGGAUCUAAAUGUAACCACCCAUAAGGACAGCUGAACAAAAGUAAAGUUUACUAGUAUGUGUAUGUAUAUAAAAUAUAUAUGUACACACACACACACACACACAAGAUACUUUCUUUACUUUGAUUAGACCAGCAUUUAGAACUUAACUGUAGUGAAACCACACCCUAGUUUUUGGUGUGUGAUAACUGACAUGCCAGAAGCAUGAAGCUGUUGUAAUAAGCUACAUAAACAGAUGGAAAGCAGAUUUUUAGUAUCCUGUUUUUGUGUAAAUCUACACAGUUUAACGUGAAGAGAAUUUGGUUCUAAUGAGCAGAGAGUCACAAACUAAUGGUAUUCUAAAGUACAUUACCAUUAGUGGAAGGCAGCGAACGCGGGCCCUGUUUUCUUAUGAUAUUUGAUCAGAAUAGCUCAAUGAUAUGUACAAGAGAGUGAGAGAGAAAGAUAAAAAGGGGAAGGGAAAAGAAAAGUAGGUAAGCUGUACAGGGAGUAUACGUAUGCAUAGGAGAGUGAAAGAAAGUGUGACAAGAGACUGGAAAAGAAAAUGAAAAUUGAUACACUGAUAGGCAUGCAGUGUAUAUACCUAAUCUAGAAAGAAGGGAAUAACUUAGAUCGGUAAGGGGAAAAGAUUAUUGUUGAUCACAGCAGUGUCUUCUGCAUUUCUUUAGACUUGAUAUUCCAGUAAUACUCAGGUCUGUUUGUUGUUGCUCAGAUAAGUUGGAAAAAGUGGAUGAUCCCCUUUUAGUAUAAUUUCUUAAUGCAUUUCCACUUAUUUUCCCCAGGAUUACAUCAGCUUUUUAAACACUACAGAGGUACUACAUGAAGUGACAAGUAUUUACUGGAGUUUCUAUGAUUUACAUACCUACACUACACUUUGCAUAAAAAGACAUGGACAUACGUAUAGUCAUGCAUACAGUGGUGCACCCAGCCUUAAUGUUUCAUAACUGUAGAAACUGAAACUGGCAAUAAAUUUGCAUGCCAUAACCAGAAUUCACUACAAGAUGGCUUGAAAUGUUUCAUGUUUUAUUAUAUGUAGGGGUGCAAUGAAUGCCUUUCAUUACAGAGCUGUUAUUACAAAGCCUUUCUACUUUUGGCAGCCAUCUGUGGUUUUGCAAGUUUGAGAAUGUUUGUUUUAAUUUACAGGGAUGGUAAAUAUUUUCAUAAGAGUCACUUCUCAGGCAUGUUAACAAUAGUUUCUUUUUAUGAUCAUUGAAAACUUGUUUGCAUUCUUUUUUCCAGUUUUAAACCAACUGUUGUAAUUUUCUGUGCAAGCUUUACAAGUGGUGGUAUUAUUUCUUUUAGAAUGCCAAGCACAAUGGGAAGUUUGCCAGAUAUUCUAUGCAAAAAUGUUGCAAAAAGAAAAAAAAUGUUGACUUUAUACUGUAGUUGUUCAAUAUUGUACCAGAAACAAUUAUUUAAGCUAUGCUGUGUUGACACAGUAUCAGGUUUAUUGUAUUUUUAUUCACAAAAAUAUUGAAAUUAUUCCAUAUAAUGGAGAAGAUUAGCACUUUAUUUUUAUAUUGGAACAUUGCUUUAAAGAAAUAGCGUCAUCUCUUUGGGUCCUGUCAGUAAAAACUUCAACUUUCCUUGUUUUGAUCUUUGGGACAGCUUAUUGAAGGAUAUCAUAUUCCAGGCUGAUGCACUGAAGGCUGUAAGCUGCCAUUUAACAUGCAUGUUCACAUUUUUCUUUCACUUUGUUUCUUUGAUCUACCACACGGCAAUAAAAAUAACUCUCUCAGAAAUUACUGCAUUUUUGCAGACUUGCAUCACUGCCAGUUGGAAUAGUGCUAUCAUGUUUGAAGAUAACAUAAGGAAUAUUUUGUCUUUGUAGGGAACAAGCUUUGUUGAUAGAGCUGUUUUUCAGUAGAAAGAAAAACAAGGAUAUGGUAAGGCACUACCUUUCCUUCAGACCCAGCUGGCAGUUAAUAACCAGUUUUCAUGUUAUUAUUUGUAGAGAAUGUGCAAUUUAUCAGAGUUGCUUCAAGAGGGUAGACAGAAAUAUUAAAGCCUUCUUUUUGAAUAUCUACACAUAACCUGAAUUUGCAGACCUUAAAAAUAUUCAGGAUCAGUAACACUGAUCUUCAGCCUUUUCCCCCCAUGCAUGCUAAACACAUACAGUUGAAUAGUGAAAUAAACCUUUUUUUUGUGGUUGCGUAACUUGUAGUUUUUGCAUGCAUGUAUAUCUCACGGCAGAUUCAGAGAACAGACAAAUGCAUUUUUAGAAUGAUGCAUGUACUUUCUUUUAGUGUGAGUUAGAUUAUAACGUCUUGGUCAGUACAUACUGCAAGCUCCAUGCAUAAAUAUUUCUUGGAAGUGUUCACCUUCCCACCCAACAGAAACAUGCUACAACUUCAGUCUGUUGCAUGGACUGCUCAGUGUGGCAGUAUGUGUAAACACGCUCUGUAGGUGUAACGGAAAGGUGAAGACUGGGCUAAUGGUUUUACUUAAGGGGUUGCAGUACAGAUAUUUGUAUAAGUGCCUAUUCUUGACUUUUCUGUUUUAUGUCCAUUCUACAUUUUCUGCAGAUUGUUGCUACUCGUGGUUUUGAUUAAUGUCCAGAUAACAUGGAAGAUGGGUAUUGAUUACAGUAAUUGGUAUAGCAAUGAGUUAAUGUCAAUAGAUGGACAACAUGCUGUAGAAAAAAAAUAGUUGUCAAAGAUUUUCAGCAAACCUUGGGUAAGGCUUUUUUUUUGGGUGGGGGGGGGGUAAGCUCUGUCUCGCUUCAAGUGAGGUGAUCACCUUUGCACCCAAAUAUAUGUACUCUAAGGUCACACAAUAGUGGAUAAAAGAGAAUACUCCGCUGUUGCUUAAAGUGUUUUUGCUGACGUGUCGUCGUAGAAUCUGCAUUUGCAUAACAUGCUAUCGAUUGACAGGUUCCACAAUAGAGCAACGCUGAGAUGCAGUGCAACAUGGAAGCAGUUUUAGAUGACAACUGGACAAGGUGUGCAGCUGGACACAGAGUCUUAGAUGUCAUACCAUUUGCUGACCAGUUUCAUACCAUUUGUCCUUGUAGUCUACUAACUGACUUAUGAGUUUGGAAGUUCAAGUUGUCAGUUGUCUGUUUAGAACUGUUUAAUUUGAACCAUUUUUGGGGGCUGAAGCACAGGUAUUUCAUAGCAUGUUACAGUUUCCACAUUAAGUGCAUGGCCCAUCUGUGCCUAGUUUGUGCAUGCUGCAUAUAGCAGUAGUUUCCAGUUUGUUUUGCAGUCAGGCGUCACACAGAUUUUCAGAUGGCUAUAUGUAAUCACUGUUUGCUUAGAAUCUGUAAGACGGGCUUCGCGGCAGGGACAGUGUGAGGAGGAAAAUAGGUGGUUAGCAAAUUAAAAUGAGGGUGGUAAGUAAUUUGUUCAAUUUAUCAGCAAACGUGCCUUCCUUAGUAGGUAGUUGAGUUUCACAUGCAGAAUGGUGUAAAGCCUGAAAGUAGUAUGCAAGUACAAAUGUAGUCUGUAGUAUCAACAGGCUCAAUGUACACUGUACUAGUAUCAACUCUUGAAGACAGUAUAGUAAGCAGAGUGUUGAGUGUUUUGCAUAAAUUAUCUGUUCUGCAUUUUGAUGGGAGAAGUGCAAAGCAGCAUCUCAUUUGCAGUAGCAUUUUCAUUUUAGUUUUACACAGAAUUAUAUCGCAAGAACUGUUCCAAUAAAAAAAGAAACGUUAUAGGAUGGGGUUGCAUUUCUCCCGUGCAGGUGGCUGUUUACCUUGCAUUCCUUACUUAAUGUAAUCAAUGCUGAGGUUGCUGCACCUAGGGGAUGAUGAACAUUUCACUCAUUCUGGCAAUCUCGUAAUAGCCAGACAGUCACUCGCCCACAAGCUUGUGUGUGCCCACACAAACACAAUUGCUUGUAUACAUUUUCACACAUGCACAUAAUGCACACAAAAGCAUACUGCACGCCUGCACACACACAGCUUUAUUCUUCUUACUGAGUAGACUUGAGUCAACAACCAAACAAACAAAACAAACUCUGCAGUGCUGAAAAUGACUUUAUUAGCGUUGCAGAGAUCAUUUUGCUUGUUUGUAUUGUUGUUUUUUACAGUUCUCUGCUUCACCAUGUUUUAUCACAUUGCUUGGUUGUAGACUUGAGUCAACACCACUUCUGCAACUCUCAGUUCAGACAGCUAAUGGAUUACCAUUUCAUCUUUUCAUACUAGCACAUAUGCAAUUGAUUUAGUGGUACACAUUAAGAAAGAAAGUACUUGUAAUAUUUGUACAACAGUAUUCUCAUCUGUGUUUGAUAGUUAAAUGCACAUUGUUUUGUUAUUAUUAUAUGAUACAGAAAAUGGAAUUGUUUGAAUAUGUAUAUGAGUAGAAGAUUGGUGGAGCUAUGAAAGAGAAGUGCAGGGAUAUUAGGAAGCUUGUAUUUUUUGUUAGAAAUGUAGUUUCAGGAUGAGAGGGCAGGGGAUGUAGUUAGAGAAUGAUUAAGAGGAAAUGUGAGGAAGAAUGCCUUUGCAGAAUGGAUGAGUGGUGAAUGCCUUUUGGGUUUAAGGGGAAGCCAAGUUACAUUGUAGCUUUUAUAUCUCAGUAAGGAGCUUAAACUGCAGCUUACUUCAGGAAAAAAAUAUUGGGUACUUGCGUAUUAUUGCAACCACAUUUUGAAGUUGCUGCAAGUCGUAAUGUUAAAGCAAAAUUACUUUCUGUUGCAAUGAAAAGGGGUGUGUAAACUCCAACUUAGUAUUGUAUCAGUUUGGUUCUGAAACAGGAGCAGGAAUAGUGACAAAAUUCAUUAACCUAGGUAGCGUCCUUUAGCGCUGUAAUUGAAUGCAAGCUGUCAUUAAGGCAUACCGUAGCAGCUUGCCAGUAACAACAGAAAAGAUUUCUUUAACGUUUGUUUGCCCGUGCUCCUUCUACAUGUAGUAAUUUUCUUGCGAUUUUCCACAUACAGGUAGACAUGUUUAAGGACAUACACAUUACUACAUAACUUAAAUAAGCUUCUACAAACCAACCCACACCUCUUUGCAGGUAUUUGUGGGCUGCUUCACAGACUUAAAAUAAGUAAACUGAAAAUUCUUAGCUUAAAAAUAAAGACCACAGCUACGGCACUUUUGUAUCAUUCACUUAGCUAAACAGGAAAACGAUCUGGAGAUCCAGACAUUUUUUCAAAAAAAGGCCUUUAAAUACGGAAUCCUGGAAAGAACAGUAGCGAGUAGCUCAAUCUAAAGUCAUUCAUCCCUUGUGUUCUGUUUCCAAAUAAUGAGUCGCGUUUGUGAAAAUUGACUUACAAAAUAGGGACAGAAUUUAAACCUUGCUCUUAGAAACUUUUUAGAAACUGGAGAAAUCGCUACGUAUGUAUUAUUGAGUUGUUUGGAAUCUGGUUGCGAUAAUACGUUAAUACCAAAUAUUGUUUCAGUUAGUUUUACUCAUAAACAGCAGUGAUUAUACUGGUGGUGGGUUCUGUGUCUCUCCAUUAUGAGAAGUACUGGUAGUGUGGUUAGAAUAGCAUUCAUCACUGUGAUUGCUGCAUUUUAUGAAUGAAAAUAUAGUUUAUCUGAACAGCAUUUUCUGUCAUUUACUUGAUAAAGCUAUUCUGGAGGUUGUUGCAGUCAUUCAUCAGUCUACAAGGUUAAUGGUGUUCCCAUCAAGGAAUGGUUGAAAUAGAUAUAAGGAGACUUGGGAAGUUAGGCAUAAAUGGAAAUAGAGUUUAAAGAAAUCUUUGUGACCUUACAAACUAACCUGGGCAGACGUAGAGGGCCAGCCGCCCUUAAUUAUUGAGAGUGGCCAUGUAUCUGUAAUAUUCUGUUAAACAAGCCCAUGUAUCCAUCAACUGACAGCACAUUAGUGACCAAAGAUAUGUAUUGCACUUUUGCCAAAGCAAGAAUGUUUGUUUAAAUGUACACAGAUGUACUUUUUUUUUUCUGAAAGACAGAAAAUAAAUGAAGAGAAUAUCUCAUUAUUUGCUAGAAUAAUAAGAUGAUUUUUUUCCAGGUGCUUCAUAGGUCCACAAAUAAUUUUCAUGUUGUGUUAAAUUUUUUUUAAGUUACUUUGUUCAAAUGCAGUUCUAUUGAAUUUUCCAGUUCUGUACUUUCAAAUGCUAUGCUGUAUCAUUAAAAAUGAGUUCUGCUCUAAUGGGCUGGAAAGAAACAGGUAUUUUAAGGGAUUACUGAACAUGUUAAUGUUUGUAUGCCACCAUAGGACAUGUAAUGCUUCAGUAUAAUAUAAGUCAUUGUAACUGAUGCACUUCUGAAACAUUUUACCCAAUUGUUUCCAUGGUUUGUUUCCUGCAGAACGUAUUACAGAAAUGUCAGUAUUUCUAAAAAAAAUUUGAUUUUAUAAGAUUUAAUUUAUCUUGUCUAUAAAAUAAUAAACAUUUUUUUGCAAAAAAAUGAUUUUUUAAAAUGGA